AUGGCAAAUUUUAGAAAUAUGACGCCUCUACAGAUAUUUUGCGCGAUAUGUCUGUAUUGCCUUAGGGGUAUUGAUGCCUCGGUUUGUGACUUCGGGGGGCCAGAUCAGCUACUUGGUCAGAAUGAUCUAGCUAUAUGCGACAAGUAUGCGGAUUUCUUGAAGUUUGAAACUGUGAUAUGUCCACGCCAUGUCGACGGUACCGAGUAUGCGUGGCAUCCUCAGUCGACGUCGGCGGAUUAUUUUCGGAUUAACACGUAUGUAGGUGUUAAUGGCAAGCUUAGAUCGGUUGCUCAUUCGCAUGUCGUUCGUUCGGAAUCCGGCAAGCGAUUUUUCUGGGUAGAAUCCGACCCGUUGCAAAUGAAGCUGCAUUUCUACAUACCAUACCAUGAAUUCGUUGCUAUUAACGAACGCCGUUUGAUAUUUAUCUGCGGUCCGCGAAAUCUGGUUUUGACUGAUGCGUUGCAGCAACACAUUUAUCAGCUAAGUGCCCUUCAACCAGAGGCACGUCCUCGGAGUUCAACCAUACCUUUGACUGAAGAAAUAGCCAAGACUGGGCAGAGCUUGGGUGUGGUGUUCCUGUACAGAAAAAACAUGCAUCAGCCUCUCCAGGGUUGUGGCAGCCGCCCCUCGCCACUAUUCGCUCCGGAUAAUGAGGUGGAUGUAGAUCCCGAGACUGGUACACGCUCAUGCGUGGCUGAUCCUAUGUCAGAAUCACCUAUUGGGUUCCUGUGCGAAGGCAGAAUUGAGCCUGAAAAUUGCAUGAAGUCCCUCAUUAACCCUAGAGGCAAAGUUGCAACUGCUCCUCGCCCACGUCCCUACUGGGACGUCAAAGGCUACGGGCCUUGGGUUGUAGGCAAAUAUUUUAAUGACUUAGCAUUGCCACCUAUAGAUGGCGAAUGCAAAUGUAAAGACCCCAAAACGGGUCAGGUGAAUGCCAAGAUAAAGAUCAGAUCGAAAACUGACUACAUUUGUGACAUUGCUAGCAAAAUAUUACGUAACCGAUCUCAACCAAUCAGCGGCCCGUGGUGUUCGGUAGUGCUUCAUCCGGGAAGCACACUAACAAUCAAAUUUCCAAUAAAUAAUUCUAAUCUGGAGGCUCCCAAGGAGGGGGAUCCCACUGUCACAUUCUCGCAAAUGAUGUCUCUCCAUGAAUACCAGACUGAAUUUCAGCCAUAUAACUUGAAUACCCUGAGACAAGUGACCUCAGGACAUGACGUUGAUACGUACAACGAAAUCCCGUACCACGACGCUCUUGUCGGUGAUGCUCUCGAGUUGGACCUUUCCCAAAUGCACCGAGGAGAGGUGAUGCUGAAGUACCAUGUAGGCAAAGCUCUCACCUUGAAAAGCGGAUUGAACUCGUUUUAUUAUCAGUGCACAUUUACAUCUAAUAAGCACGUAAUUGAUAGUAUUCGACCCGUAGUCAAUGUCUCUUUCGCAUAUACCCAUCACUACCAGAUGAGAGGUUGCGACCGAGGGGCACAAGCUGUAUUCGAUCCCAAUAGUAACAGGUCAUAUUGUUCUACCAUAUCCAUGGGAAAUAAUAUAAGGAAUACGUAUGAAUGCGUUUAUAACAUGCGGCAAGUUCGUCAAGCUGGUAUUCACUGCGGAAUAAAUGAGGUACUGUUACCUGGCAACUGUGGGUCCACAAUAUAUGAUGUUUUCUCUGAUGAAGUCAUUCCGUUGCCUCAAUCGAUCAAAACCGCCACGCGACUAUCCAUUCCAGGAUUUCAGCUCUUCAACAUUGAAAUCGGCAAAGCUGGUGCCUUCAGUCUUGCUUGCUUCUGCCUUGACCAACGUGGGCACGAAACUUCCAGAGUUGUUUUUAAGAAAACAGAGAGUCUGCGUUACACUUUCAAAACACGUCGCGUGGAUACGGCUCUUAAUCGAACGCGAAUCCGGUAUAUGUUAUUAAAGACCACCGAUCUGUUGCUUGAAGAAUCCACACCAACAAAAUUGAUUAUGGCACAUAAAGCGCUGAAAAAGUCGAUUACAUUGGCUGUUGGUAAACGGUUGAUACUAGAGUGUAAAUUUGGUUUUCAUGACAUAGAAGCCUAUCACGGUGCAAUGCAAAUUGAGGAGGGGUGGCCAUUAACGAAAUGGUGGCCAAAUCAACCAGACAUAUUCUAUUAUGCCGUAACCCAUACAAAACAUGGUGAUCAGCUUAUUCGUAAGAAAUAUGAAAAUGAAAUUAUUACCACUCCGGGUGAUUUUAAACUCAUUUAUAGAGACCUAUUAAGAACAGAGCGAUAUCAAAGUUUGAUAAUCGAAGCUCAUAAAGACUCCCUGAUUAUAUCGAAGGAUCCAAUGCAUAAGUACAUUGUACCCUUGACAUUUGUCUGCGGCAAAGAGCUUGAACCAGCGGAUGCGGCAAUCAUCGACGGUGAGGUCCCUGCAUCUACAACUACCCAUGUCCUACGGUCCUCCAAAGUAUUUACGUGGCAUUUAGUUGAAGUUAACUUAGAGGCUACGGACCCCUACAUGCAAGGCUGCGGAGUCACAUAUGCGUCCGCUGGAUUGUUCAAGCCUGAGACACCCAAACUCUACAAUGCGGAAGGGCAAGAAAUUGGUUGCAAGAUAGAUAUUAAUACUGCCGGUGAGGCGGCAUUCUACUGCCCAGCUCCUUACGUUUUGGACCCACCCGGUUGCUUCGACCAGGUCUCCGUGAACGGUAGAGUGCAUGACCUAAGAGUAAUCAGCCGAUCAUUGCUCACGAUGUGUUCCGACCACUUCGUCACAGUGAAGUUCGACGGUGCUCGUAUAGGACCUGGGGAUAUUAUGUGGCAAAAACCGCUAUUGGAGUGUCGCUGCGUCACUACCAAGGGUAUCGUUCUCUCCACUAUACAGCUCGAGCACUACUACGCCGAGUAA
Babesia bigemina is the source of this 2868-nucleotide messenger RNA. RefSeq lists its product as hypothetical. The record is from RefSeq and is a predicted model, not a curated record. Lineage: Eukaryota; Apicomplexa; Aconoidasida; Piroplasmida; Babesiidae. Bases 1 to 2868 code for a protein of 955 amino acids. The transcript has a single exon.